Molecule: messenger RNA, 2176 nt
Organism: Hippocampus comes (tiger tail seahorse)
Lineage: Eukaryota; Metazoa; Chordata; Actinopteri; Syngnathiformes; Syngnathidae
Gene: fam110b
Product: family with sequence similarity 110 member B
Exons: 4
Coding region: 403-1473 (356 amino acids)
Source: RefSeq, a predicted model, not a curated record
CGCGCACAAAGGCACACGCGCGCACGCGCGCGCACUUGAGCGCAUGCGCACGGCAUUGCUCGUCUCUUCCGUUGGGCCUUGGAGCUUAUCCUUGCUUGAAUGGAUCGGUCGCCGGCGACUCGCGCCGCCAUCGACCGGUAGAGAGCAGUCAACGUACCGCUUGGAGUGUCACGCCGAAGUCUAAAAGCAAAGAUUCCUCUUUGGGCACUUGAGAAAAGAUUUGUCCGCGGUCGGGUUGGAGUCUCGGCGGCUCCUCGAGGCGUCGGUGAGGGGAGGGGCCUUGCCGGCUCUCUUUUCCACUUAGUGUCUUCAUGUUUUGGGGGUCCUUCAGUGCCCCUGCCCUCUGUCAGUCCCCCCGCUCCCGCCGCCACCACGGCCGGCCACCCCAGCCGCUUCGUUGCCAUGCCAACAGAGACCCUGUCUCCAGCUCUGCCAGAUAGCAAAGCCGCUGGCGCCGCGACACCUUUCGGCUCCACCGUCCCCCUCCGAAUCCUGAACAAGGGCCCGGACUACUUCCGGAGACAGGUUGAACCCAACCCGAAGCGGCUCAGCGCCGUCGAGAGACUCGAAGCCGACAAAGCAAAGUAUGUGAAGAGCCAAGAGGUGAUCAACGCAAAACAGGAACCAAUCAAACCCCCCGUUCUGGCCAAGCCCGCGACCGUUCACAGCCUUCAAUCCAAGAGGACCUCCGGCGGAGUCCCUUUCAAAGCUUCCAAUAACAACGCCAAGUCGGACACCUGCGCGCCGAGUAGCGCCGGCAGCAAACGGGAGAAUUUAAACCUGGAGAUCCUCAAAAAUCUCCUCAACUCGUCGUCGUCUUCGGGCACGGGCUCCGAAGGACUUGGAGGCGGAGCCAAGAGUGCUGCCUGGAUGAGGUCAUCUGGGGGACUGACCAGGAGUUGGACGCCUUCCAGUUUCCUGCCGCCUCCCGCCCUCUCGCUGUCGCUGCCGCCCCCUCGGCCCAGCCUCUCGCCGUCACCUGCCAGCAAGGCGAGCCCUCAGCCGCCGGCGCGGGAGAUUGGCGACGCCGCCGUCGCCAAUCCGCCGACGGAUCCCGGCCUGGAGCCGGAGCCGACUUGGUCCGUCGCGCGCCGCUCCUCUCUGCACAGGUCAAAGUCAGACCUGUCGGACAGGUACGCCCGAGCCGGAGCUGACGUGGAGCGUUUUUUUAACUAUUGCGGCCUCGACCCCGAGGAGCUGGAGGCGGUCGGCCCCGAGAACUUUGCUCGGGCCAAUUCGGACAUCGUAAGCCUGAACUUCAGAUCGGCCUCCAUGAUUUCCUCGGACUGCGACCGGUCCCGGCGCUCCUCCAACGACGGCCUGUCGGACGGCGACGAGGGAGAAGACGAGGAGGACGAGGCCGGCCAGCGAGUCCCUUACGGCAUCUCCGCCGUGGAGCGCAACGCACGAGUCAUUAAAUGGCUGUACAGCAUCAAACAGGCGAGAGAGACGCAAAAGGUGUCGCACGUCUAGGUUCUGCCUCUCGUCUCCCGAUGGGACGGACCGAGGCAAAGGCUGUUGGGAAAGCCAAGCCAAAUUACAGAGGCGGGACACGGAUGAACAUGAAGCGGCUCGUCGGGAAGUCCUUGGGGACGCUGAUGGAAAACGCCUCCGGCCGCACCUGAUCAAAGGACCGGCCUUCGAUUCCCGUCUCAUUCAGUGAAAUGAAGUUCACGCGGCCUUUGCGCGCUAACGGCGCUCUUGCCGCCUCAGCUGUUCAAAUUGGUCAAGUGACGUGCAUUGUUUUUACACGGUGGCCCAAACGAGUCUCCGCAAAACCGGGAGGGAACCGUCAUGGCUACUUGAGAGAUUUGACGUUCACACCAAAGGCGCCGCAUUUCCUCAAACGCUCGUCAUUGACGCUCGAAGGCCUCUCUUUUUUUCCUCCCUCUGAGAAAACGACAACACAAUAUGGCUGUCGUUCCGAGUGACCGGACGUGCCAUCACCGUCCUGCGAAAGACGCGUGUCCGCUUUUGCCCAUUUCAAAGGGUUGAUGCCAACGAGGACAGCGGCAAUUUAACCUUGCGAUGUGGGCUUGGGCUGCAUAGUUUGACACCGCACUUUCGUCUGUUCUGGCAGGUACCGUAUUGGCCCAAAUAUAAGACGGUGUUUUUUGCAUUGAAAUAAGACUGAAAAAGUGGGGGUCGUCUUAUAUUUGGGGUCUCGACAUUAUAC